GACAGAUCUCGAGUUUGCUAUAAUUAAUCCACACAAACACAGAUCUCUCGUUUGCCGUAAGCGAUCUGCAAGGAUGCCUUCCCCAGCCGUCCAGUUAGCUGGUCAGUUCGUACGACUGUGGUGGAGAGAGUGGAGAAGUGGGCCACGUCAAAGCUCCCCGCGAAACUCUGUGCCAUGAGAAAGUAAACUCAGAAUUCCCAUUCCCUCUUGACACAAACUACACAUUUCUCUUUGGACGUCCACAAAACCAUGGGGUUCCUGCGUGCGCUUUGUUGCAGCUCCGUUGACAAAAACGACCCUGACGACCAUCCAACCCCAAAUCGACCACUUCACCAAGUUCGCGAAAAGGAAUCGCAAAAUGGCCAAAAGGCGCCGACAAAUGGUAACCAGGGUUCCUCCUCGACGGAUGUGACACAGGGAAACCCCGAGGAAAAGCCCAUGGAAAAGCCUGCGGAAGAGCCAAAAGAGAAACCUCCACCACGUAAUCUGUGGAAGGAAGCAUAUGACGGAUUGGAUCGCUCGACCCAGGAGCUUUUACCUGCGAAUGAACAGCCUGCCACAGACGCCAUCCAGGGCGUUAUUGAUAUUACAACGGAAAAGUAUAAGGAGUUCCAGAAGGGCGGCCUCCGAAUCCACCGGAAGGAGAAAGGCGAUAUCAAUAUCCGUGAUGCAUCAGAGGAAAUCCUUGAGGCUGCAAUGAAGGCCAAGGACGUGAUUGCAAAGGCAGUAUCUUUUGAUCCUACAGGACACGCAUCUUCUGCAUGGGUGGUUAUUUCUUUCGGAAUGAGCAUUAUUCAAAACAGAUUAGACCGCCGAGAUGCCAUCUUCGAGUCUGCUGCAUAUCUCACUGAGAAUCUAUCCUGGUUUGCAAUUGUUGAUACCAACUACAGGAACCAGGGGACUGAAUGUGAUAAGAAUGUUGACGAGGUUCUACUUCGGGCCUAUAAGGCGAUACUACAGUUCACAGCUGAAGUCAAAAAGUCAGAGAAGGAGAACGAAGCGGUCCGUACCCGGAAGAGCAUCUUCCCAUUGACGGACCAAGCUUUGUCGACUCUGAAGGAUGCAGUCAGAGAGCAGAAAGCCGCUGUAAAACAGUGGAUUGAGCUUUCUGCAAACCUUGAUGAACGAGAGCGUGCAAAGGAGCUUCUAGACAAGGCUGAUGAAAGCCUUGAAGCUACACGAAGACUGGAGAACAAAGCAAAGACUGUGGAGAAGGAGACUCAGGUCAAAUGGAUGUCACAGUUCAAUUUCUCAGGACGCCAGAACUUCUUGAGUGAGAAAAGAACUAGGGGCACUGGUAUCUGGCUUUUUGGGUCGCAGGAGUAUACCGAUUGGAUGGCCAACCCAGGAGACGUACUUUGGCUACCUGGUAUCACGGGCUGUGGAAAGUCUGUCCUUUGCUCUACUGUGAUCCAUGAGCUGAGCGAGAGAUGCGAAUUGGACCCAUACAAGUACCUCGCCUACUGGUAUUUCCACUUCGGCGACGACUUGACGAAAAGUGUUUAUUCUAUGGCCAGGUCGCUGAUUAGACAGUUGAGCCGGUCCCCACUGCCAUCGUCAUUGGUGAAGUUAUGGGACAGACAUCGCAUCCCAGGCAGCGAGCCUGAUUUAAAAACCAUAUUAAGGGUACUUGACGAUGUUUUAUCUAAUAUUCCUGACCAGAGACAUGUUUACUUGGUUUUUGAUGCCUUGGAUGAGUGUCCGCACAGCCCUAAUGCCGACAGUGAGAGAAAGUUGCUUCUUUGCGUUAUUGUCGACCUUCUCGAGCGGCACAAGGAUAAAGUUCACAUUCUCGCUACUAGUCGGCCUGAGAAAGAUAUCAAAGACAAGCUGGAGAGGUUCUCUACAGUCGAUCUAGAGGCCCAUUUGGCUGAAGACGUGAAACAAUUCGUUACCGCUGCAAUUUCACGAGAUACACUUCAGAAAUAUAGUGAAGAAAUCAGGGCACUAAUAUUCCAUACAUUGGUAAAUUCUGAGGACCGAUGCUUGAGAAGCGCCGCAAACUCCGCAUAGGCGAUGACGAUAUAAAAGAAGUUCUCAAGAAGAUUCCAAAAGACUUGGAGGAUACUUAUCGCAGGAUUCUUAAUAGCAUUGAACCCGACGACAUUCUCCGGGCACGACACAUCCUCAUGCUCAUUUGUCUUUCGCCGGAGACUCUUGAAGUCAAC
Molecule: messenger RNA, 2168 nt
Organism: Aspergillus versicolor CBS 583.65
Lineage: Eukaryota; Fungi; Ascomycota; Eurotiomycetes; Eurotiales; Aspergillaceae
Exons: 9
Coding region: 250-2013 (587 amino acids)
Source: RefSeq, a predicted model, not a curated record